AUGGACCCAUUUUACAAAUCAUGGGAAGGUUAUUAUACAUGUACAGUAAAGGAGAAUACGGCUACACAUAAAACAUGGACAACAGAUCCAGUGUAUUUAAAGUCUCCAAUAAAUGAAAGCAACACAGCUCCAGCAAGAAUCAAUUACGUAAAGACGGAUUAUCAGCGGACACUAGUAAAAAGUGGUGAAGAUGUUCGGUUUCGAUGCUCUGUUGACGGUAUCCCAGAGCCCAAAGUAACAUGGAAAAAGAAAGGAAAUGAGGAAUUUUCGUCUAUGGAACCUGUGUUACAUUUCCCCUCAAUAACCAGAGAGGAUCAAGGACAAUAUGUGUGCGUGGCUGAUAAUGGAAUUAGAAAGACCAACAAAACUGCAAAUCAAAUAUAUGUUAGAACUUUUAAACCAGUCAUUAAAUAUGCCAACCCAACUGCAGGUGUUAUAACUUUACGACAGGAUGAAGUAAACUAUAACACACUAAAAGAAACCAACAUGGAGUAUAAAGAAAUGGCAGUUAUAGUAGAAGGUUAUCCUGACCCACAUGUUACUUGGUGGAAGAUUAAUGAAAAUGGUAGAGAACGACUACCUGAAGAUUCUAGUAGUUACUGGGAUCGUGGAUUUGAAUUCUACAGCGAAUCAAUUCGCAAUGAUGAAAGUUUCUACCCAGAUGAAGGAUCGAAAUCGAUUAGGUUACGAAUCUAUAAUGUUUCUCCUGUAGACCUUGGAACCUAUGUCGUUAAAGCAGAGAACCAACUUGGUACAGCUGAGUUAACAUUUACAAUGAAAAUUGAGUCUAACUAACAUAUAACUAGAGGAUAAGAAACAACUACCAGAAGUUACCAGGUCAUCUAUCAUUUAGCUUAUACUUUCCUGAAUCUACAAUAUAAUAAAA
Messenger RNA from Mytilus trossulus (common blue mussel), 886 nucleotides. Its product is annotated as protein amalgam-like. Gene Ontology annotation, biological process: synapse organization; homophilic cell-cell adhesion. Bases 1 to 795 code for a protein of 264 amino acids. Gene Ontology annotation, molecular function: axon guidance receptor activity. Gene Ontology annotation, cellular component: axon; neuronal cell body; plasma membrane. The transcript is spliced from 5 exons. NCBI's taxonomy places the organism in Eukaryota, Metazoa, Mollusca, Bivalvia, Mytilida, Mytilidae. The record is from RefSeq and is a predicted model, not a curated record.